AGAUACCGAGACUUCGCAGAGAAAGGGGAGCUAAGAGAAAGGGGAGCUGAGAGAAAAUCGUCGGAUUUGGCAAUGGAGGCAUUGCAAAUUUCGAUUGUUUCUUCUCGUCAUUUGGCUUCGAAUUCUCAAUCUCCUUGUGCAAGUAGAAGCUUGUGUCAUGGUUCAAACUGUGGGAGAAAAUCCUCGAGUAUUUCAUCUUCUUGGCUUGGUUCGAGUAAUUUGAAGUCGCUCUCGUCGAGGAAUUUGUUCGCUAGGGAGAUUUGGGGUUGGCUUCAUGCCAAGACUGCUAACACUAGGAGAGAUAUGCGUGGGGUUGUACGGGCUGAAAUGUUUGGCCAGUUGACAGGUGGUCUGGAGGCUGCUUGGAACAAGCUCAAAGGAGAAGAGGUUUUGUCAAAGGAAAAUAUUGUGGAGCCAAUGCGAGAUAUUAGGAGAGCUCUUCUGGAGGCUGAUGUAAGCCUUCCUGUUGUACGAAGGUUUGUGCAAGCUGUCAGUGACCAAGCUGUUGGUGUUGGAGUGAUUCGAGGAGUGAAACCUGAUCAACAAUUGGUUAAGAUUGUACAUGAUGAGCUUGUGAAAUUGAUGGGUGGAGAAGUCUCUGAACUUGUUUUUUCAAAGUCUGGCCCUACUGUCAUACUGUUAGCUGGUCUACAAGGAGUUGGAAAGACAACCGUUUGUGCAAAAUUGGCCAAUUAUCUUAAGAAACAGGGGAAAAGUUGCAUGCUGGUGGCUGGAGAUGUGUAUAGACCCGCAGCUAUUGACCAAUUAGUUAUCUUGGGAGAACAGGUGGGGGUGCCUGUUUAUACAGCAGGCACUGAGGUUAAGCCUUCAGACAUUGCAAAACAAGGUCUACAAGAGGCUCGAAAAAAUAAAGUAGAUGUAGUAAUCGUGGAUACUGCAGGAAGGCUUCAGAUAGACAAGGCCAUGAUGGAUGAAUUAAAAGAAGUGAAACGAGCGAUCAAUCCAACCGAAGUGCUCCUUGUUGUGGAUGCCAUGACUGGUCAAGAAGCUGCAGCCUUGGUCACAACAUUCAAUAUAGAGAUAGGGAUCACAGGUGCUAUUCUGACAAAGCUAGAUGGAGAUUCAAGAGGUGGAGCAGCUUUGAGUGUCAAAGAGGUAUCAGGAAAGCCAAUCAAGCUUGUUGGCCGUGGAGAACGUAUGGAGGACCUUGAACCAUUUUAUCCUGACCGUAUGGCAGGAAGAAUCUUAGGAAUGGGAGAUGUACUCUCUUUCGUGGAGAAGGCACAAGAAGUGAUGCGCCAGGAGGAUGCAGAAGAUCUGCAAAAGAAGAUAAUGAGUGCAAAAUUUGACUUCAAUGAUUUUCUGAAGCAAACUCGUGCAGUUGCUCGAAUGGGAUCCAUGACUCGUGUCCUUGGAAUGAUCCCUGGUAUGGGAAAGGUCACUCCCGCCCAGAUUCGGGAAGCAGAAAAAAGUUUGAAAAUAAUGGAAUCAAUGAUUGAAGCAAUGACUCCUGAGGAAAGGGAGAAGCCAGAAUUGUUGGCAGAAUCACCUGCAAGGAGGAAAAGAAUUGCUCAAGAUUCGGGGAAAACAGAGCAGCAGGUGAGCCAGCUUGUGGCUCAACUCUUCCAAAUGCGUGUUCGUAUGAAGAAUUUGAUGGGUGUGAUGGAAGGUGGAUCCAUUCCAGCAUUGAACAAUCUUGAAGAAGCUCUUAAAGCCGAACAAAAGGCCCCUCCGGGUACUGCACGAAGGAAGCGAAGAUCAGAAUCAAUGAAGCAACUUCUAAACUCAGGAACAAGGCCAAGUCCUCGUGGUUUUGGGAGUGGAAACUAAGCAAAAGCUUAUCAAGAGAUGCAUAACAAAAACAGGUUAAUGCUUCUUUGCUCGGAUGUCUUUAUUUACCAUCGCAUUAGGUAUUCCAAUUUUCUUGUUCUGUAAUUUUACUACACACAAUGUUCCUGCACUAGGCAAUGAAACCUUUUUUUUUCUUGCUUGUAUAA
Molecule: messenger RNA, 1958 nt
Organism: Cucurbita maxima (winter squash)
Lineage: Eukaryota; Viridiplantae; Streptophyta; Magnoliopsida; Cucurbitales; Cucurbitaceae
Product: signal recognition particle 54 kDa protein, chloroplastic
Exons: 15
Coding region: 73-1791 (572 amino acids)
Biological process (GO): SRP-dependent cotranslational protein targeting to membrane
Cellular component (GO): signal recognition particle
Molecular function (GO): 7S RNA binding; GTPase activity; ATP hydrolysis activity
Source: RefSeq, a predicted model, not a curated record